This is a messenger RNA of Symbiodinium sp. CCMP2456, 2265 nucleotides long. NCBI's taxonomy places the organism in Eukaryota, Dinophyceae, Suessiales, Symbiodiniaceae. The record is from the annotation of a GenBank genome assembly.
AUGGCAUCAGAAUGGGCCCCCGCCCAGCUUCCGCUGGACCGACGCCGCGGCGUCGGGAGGCCCAAGGUCUCACCACCAGCCACAGUCCGCAACGAGAAUCGUGCCGCCAAUAUUCCAGGUCACAGCAGCGCAAGCGCAACAGGCUGGGUGCAGGGCCACCGUCAGUUGGCUGCCACUUGCCACGUUGUCAUCACAUCUUCCGACAAAGCAGGACACAGCUUCUUCCGUUUGGCCAAUCUGCGAGGUGCACAAUCCAAAGUCGCACCCAUGUAUGAUUCAUGGCUCCAGAGAGACUGCGAGACCGGCACCGACACCUGCCAGAGUCUCAGUUUUGAGGCUAUGGCGGCACAGGCAUUAGCCUCCGAGAAGCGAUCGAGGAUCGAAGCAGAGCAGGCCGUGAAGAGCGAGAUGCAGGUGCAGUUAGAAGCUUUGCAAUUGCAGUUUCGGAACGAGCUGGAAGAGACCAACGCUCUUUGGCAAGCCAAGCUGGCUAUGGAGCAAAGAGAGCAAGAAGCUUGCAUAGAAGGCUGGAUGGCGGAGGCCGAUCGGAGCAAAGCUGAGGUUCGUCUCGCGCAGCAUCUUGAGGCAGAGGCCCAUGCUGCAAGCUGUGCAAGCGAGGACACCAUCAGAGACCUGCAGGAACAACUGCUGAAGAGCGAGGCUGAGAUUCAAAGCACGCGCGUCGAGGCCCGGUCUGCGAUGGAAUCCAGCAGAGCGUGCGCACAUCUGGAGGCACUGGUUGCACGAGGCCAACGACACGAGAGAGAUGCUGCCGAGCUGCGUGUUACCGUUGGAGUUCUUCGCGAGCGUUUGUCAAGACAGGAGCAGGCCAUGGCACGCCUUCGCAGAGAGAGCUCCCUGGGGGUGUCAGAGGACAUCCCAGGAGCCGGUGCGCUGGGACUGGGACGGCCUCCUGUUCCUGCGCCUUUCGUGCAAGGACGCCAAGGUACUCUUCGAGGCCUCGCCAAGGGCAUCAGAUCCGGAUAUGCAUCGCAGGCAGCGGCACCUUUGACCCCAUUGUCAGAGGCUUUCCCGUUCUCAGUCGUUGUCUCGGUGUGCGCUGACAUACACAUGGCGAUCGGACAGAAGCGAGCUUUGACAUCAACUCUGGAAGAAGGCCUUUCGAGGAAGCUUCUUUUGGCUCAUUCCGGUGCUGGUGCUCCUGGCGUGUACAAGAAAGAUGGGGAAGGGCCCAUCACAGCUCUGGCCAGGCAAUGGAUCAGAUGGGAAGCAUUUGAUGAGGAGGCGGUUGCACACGAAGUGCAGCUUCUACAGAGGUAUCACCACCUGCAACGGCCAUCACAGUGGUCGCCUUUCCAGAAGGACUUGGCACUGACACAUGUGCCGUGUACCUUCGGUCACAGUGUGGAAAUGGCGGGUCUACAGCUGCCUCGUUCUGACCUAUCAGAUUGGCUGAAGGUCUGGCAGUCCUUUAACACCACGACGACGGAGGAGGGGCUUGAGCUGAUGCGGUCUGCCACUGCUCCGGAUGUUCCGUUGUGGGGCAUGAUGGAUCCCGUUCUGCGCGGCUUCUCCAAGUUGACUGGGUGCCACUUGUACUAUACGCCACCGAAGUACUUACCCAAGGAUGUCGGGCAGCAGUAUUACGGCAAUAAGUCGGCGUUCACAUUCCUGCGGGAUCCGUACGACAGAGCCGUGAACGACUUCCGGGCGCAGGUUUUUGGCCUCGACUCGAUUUUUACAAUGAGCUGCCGACAAAACACUUCCCUGAGGGAAGGGCACCUGGAGAGAGAGAGCGAGAAGUACCGGAACUGGUACAGGACUUGUGAUGUGAACUCCUACUUGCGAGCAGAGCUGCCCAAGGUCCUGGAAGGAGACAUCUACAGAGCCGACUGCCACUUCCUGCCGCAGGCGGACUACUUUGAAAACCCCUUUGCCAACACGACUGCCAUUGACAAUCGAAAAAUUCCAGAAUCGUUCAACGCACUCAUGGUGGAGCGCGGAUACUUCAACAUCACCAUGCCUCGUACGCUGCACAAUUAUGUGUGCAACAACAUCAGUGCCUACACUUUGGCGGAAGACGUGAAAAUGCUUAUCCGGAAAGUUUAUGCCAGGGACUUCGACCUCAUAUGCAGUUUGUUCGGAUACUGCGACAGGGAAGAGGUAACGUGUCUGGGCCAGAUCCCGAACAUGUGUGGCGGCAAGCCCGGCGUGAACUCCACAGCCUUCUCAGCCAAUGCGGACAAGGAUGUUCGCUCCAAGUACUUCCCCGAGUGGCCUUGUGGAAAGCCGGGUGACGCUUGA